CUGCCUCGGUCGCCUUCCGCCUUCUGGUCCCAGGUCCCCGGUCCCCGCCCCCCCCAAUUCCUGUCCUUGUGGGCCACGGACUCUGGCCCCGACGCGAGCCCCGCGCCCCCCAGAGUGAAGGCGGCGCCCCUGGGCCCCUCCACAUGCGUGCUCGCCCUCUCCAUCCGGCCCUGCACUUAUGUUUUUCCUCAUUUGGGGUAGGAAGGGACGACACCAGGCAGAAGGCCACUGGGCAUCCCUCCUGCACCGAGGAUUCUUCGCAGGAAGCCCGCGGAGGGCGCGCCGAACCCCUAGGUCUGGAGAGGAAUCAGUGGGCACCAGGCUGGGGUCUUUGGUCCCCCGAAGGUGCAGCUGGCUUCGGGCCCCUUGCGCCCCCCACCACUGCUUGCAAUCCCCGGCACUUAGAUGUCCCAGGUACCCGGGUGCCCCGAGGGGUCCCCUAGAGGCAUCGGAGGUGCCGGGCCGGACGCACGUUGACGCGGUGUCGCUUUACAGAAACUGAGUCAGUGCACAGAAAUGGCACAAUGGCCGCCCGGCCCGCUGCCCGCCGCGCGCGCCGGGUCUCCGCCCGCCGGAUGUUGACAGCGUCACCUAGCAACGGGAGAUGGCGGAGCCGGGUGGCGAGGCCGGCGGGUCUCGCCAGGAAGGACGCUGGGCUUCUGAAGGCGAGGAGGACCAGCAUAAGGAAGCCGACAGGGUAUCAACGACAGAGGAGACCAGUGACCGGGAAAAUGAAGAAACCGUUGAUGCUCCAGAGCAUUCGGAAGGGGAGGCGACAACCGGUGGGGAAGCUGGAAAUGACGAGGAAGCCGAAGACGAUGACGAGGAAGCCGAAAACGAUGACGAAGAGGCCGGAGACGAUGACGAGGCCGGGGACGAUGACGAGGCCGGGGACGAUGGGGAAGGUGAACGUGAGGACGAGGAGGCGGUGGAAGCGGAAGAGCCAUCGCAGUUUGGAAGGGAGUCGGAGUCCGACGUGGAAACCACCUCCGCUGAAGGCAGAGUCAGUUCUAUAGACCUGAGCUCCUCGGACGUCCAUGCCGAGGACGCGCCCGCGGAGGAAGCCGGCCCCACGGACACGGGCGACCUGGCGAGGAUGGAGGCUGAUCUCGAGGACGGAGAGUCCCUCUGGCUGUCGGAAUCCAGAGACGAGGAGGACACCUCCACAGAGCCACCCCCGCAGAAAAUGUCUCACGAGGAGCCCGUGCAGAAGGCCCCUCCCUCCGGGGCCUGGCGCCGCCUCAGGCUGAGCCAGGGGAGCAGCGACAAGUCCUUUGAAGAGCUGCUCCUGAGCUUGGAGGAGCCCUUCGCAUGGGGGCCAGGCGCCCCCCUGGAGGAGCCGGUCGCCCACCCCAGGGAGGGAGCCCAGCCCUCCUUCCUGGACAGCAUUCGGCUGCCACGCGGGCCGGAGGAAGGCGCCUUGGAGAGAGUGGAGUCCGAGGGCAGCGACGAGACGGAAGACGACGGGGCCCAGCUGGUGGUCCUGGACCCAGACCACCCCCUGAUGCUGAGGUUCCAGGCUGCUCUGAAGAGCCACCUGCACCGCCAGAUACAGAAGCUGACCCUGGAGCUCCAGGAGCUGGACGUGGCCACCAAGCAAAGCCGGGUCCAGCGGCAGGAGCUGGGGGUGGAUCUCUACGGGAUCCAGCAGCACCUGGCCCGCCUGCAGAUGCAGCUGGAGAAGAGCCACGACCGCCACUCGAUCGCCGCGUGCGCCCGGGGCCACAAGGAGCAGGAGCUGCAGGGCGUGCGCUGCCUCUACGCCAAGACCUGCGAGGCUGUCAACGACGAGCGCAAAAAGCUGGCGGCUCUGCAAGCCGAGAUGGAGAAACUGGCCCUGCAUCUCUUCUACGUGCAGAACGCCGACCAGGACGUGAGGAGCGACAUCCGCAUCAUGAAGCAGGUCGUGAAGAAGUCGGAGGCCGAGCGGAUGCGGGCCGAGGCGGAGAAGCAGCAGCAGGACCUGCACGUGGACCAGCUCACCACGCAAACCAACCAGCUGGAGGAGCAGGUCGCCCUGUUCGAGGCCCAGGCGUAUGCCCAGGCCCAGGACACGCGUGCCCUCAAGCAGGCGCUGAGCGAGGCCUGCACGGAGAUAGACAGCAUCAACGUGGAGAAGACCCACAUCCUUCAGCAGUGGAGCACCAGCCUGGUGGGCAUGAAGCGUCGGGACGAGGCUCACAGGGUCAUCCAGGAGGCGCUCAGCGAGUGCCAGCACCAGCUCAAGUCCAUCGAUGGCGAGAUCGAAGCCUAUAAGAAAUCCAUCGUGAAGGAGGAGGAGAAGAAUGAGAAGCUGGCGAGCAUCCUGAACCGCGUGGAGACGGAGGCCGGCCUGCUGCAGAAACUGACCACGAGCUGCCUGACCAAGCAGGAGGCGCUGCAGAGCGAGUUCAGCACCUACCAGCUCGCCCUGCAGGACACGGAAGACGCGCUGGGCAAGGCCCACGUGGAGUACAAGACGACCAUGGGAGAUUUGCAGACCCUGCACCAGGACAUCCGGCAGGAGAUGGACGUGAGGAGGAAGCUGGACACCUCCAUCCUGGAGAAGCUGCAGGAGCAAAUGACCUCCAACAAGAUGAGCAAGCACUUCCGCCAGCUCAUCCUGAAGCUCCAGAAGAAGAAGACCAACCUGGUGACACAUCUUUCCAAAAUCGACGGCGACAUUGCUCAGACCACCCUGGACAUCACGAACACCAGCUGCAGGCUGAGCAUGUACCAGAAGAUGCUGGGCGAGCUGGACAAGGAAGCGAAAAAAGUCAACGACCUCAUCACCAACAGCGAAAGCGAGAUCUCCAGGCGCAUGGCCCUGAUCGAGAGGAAGCAAGGCCUCAUCAACUUCCUCAACAAGCAGCUGGAGCAGAUGCUGUCCGAGCUGGGGGGGGAAGAGUUGGGACCGCUGGAGCUUGAGAUCAAGCGGCUGAGCAGGCUGCUGGACGAGCAUGGCACGGCCGUGUCGCAGGCCCAGGUGAGCUGGCUCCGCCUGCAGCAGGAGAUGGUCAAGGCCACGCAGGAGCGCGAGGAGCAGCUGGCCGCCCUGAACAUGUUCAAGAAAGAGGUCCAGAUCCUGGAGCAGAAGAAGCUGCGGAUAGAGAGGAAGAUCGACCAGGAGAAGAAGGAGCAGAAGGACAUCGAGCAGCACAUGAAGGGCCUGGGCAACGACCUGAAGAGGCUGCACGUGCUCAGCAGCAGGAGCCGCAGUGACUCCGAGGGCCUGCAGCAGCACAACCUGGUGACCGAGAACGAGUUCGUGCGGUCGCUCAAGGCCUCCGAGAGGGAGACCAUCGAGAUGCAGGAGCGGCUGGACCAGCUGACCGAGGAGAAGGCGUCCAUCCUCAACAACCUGGUGGAGGCCGAACACCAGAUCAUGCUCUGGGAGAAAAAAAUCCAGCUGGCAAAAGAGAUGCGGGCCUCGGUGGAUUCCGAGACCGGCCAGACGGAGAUCCGAGCCAUGAAGGCCGAGAUCCACAGGAUGAAGGUCAAGCACGGGCAGCUGCUGAAGCAGCAGGAGAGGAUGAUCCGAGACAUGGAGCUGGCCGUCGCCCGCAGGGAGACCAUCGUGACCCGGGCUGAGGGGCACAGCAAGAUAGACAAGCAGUUUAUCACCCGGACAGACUUCCACCACAAGCAGACGGAGCUGCGGCGGAAGAUCAGAGACGUCCACAAGGCCACCGAAGCGUGCACCACCACCCUCUCGGAGCUGGAAGACACGCAGAAGCACGUGAGCGACCGCCUGCAGGAGCAGCAGGCUCAGCUGUCGGCCGCGCAGGCCCACACCGAGGAGCUCGAUGCUGACCUGGACCGGCUCGUGGCCCUCAAGCGACAGAACCUUUCCGAGCUCGUGGCCCUGCAGACACGCCAGAAGCACCUGCAGGCGGUGAAGGAUGGCAGGUAUGUGUUCCUGUACCGCUCCAAGGACUCACUGCUGGGGGAGCACAGGCGCAUGCACAACCGGCUGGCCGCCAUCGGCUCCAUCCUCGACCACGUCAAGGACGAGUACCCCCAGUUCCAGGAGGUCCUGCUCAAGGUCAGACAGACGAUCGCCAGCAAGCUGGAGUCACCCGGGCCCUCCUAGAAAGCGGCCUGGCCGGCGACUUCCCGGGCUGGCCUCCGUGGAAGAGCUUGGGAUAGCAUAAAAAGAUUUAGGACCUUUCUGUGUCACUGAAAGCCACGUUUGCCCUCAGAGAAUAACACCAUUUAAGAGGUCAGCACUAUAGGAAUUUCUUCAGCCACCCAGCUGGUUAAACCCUGUCGAAUCCCAGUGUUUCCAGUCGCAUCGAAGGCAGGCGUCCCUCUGCGAAGGCCGCGCUUGCUCUCCCGAGUGAGACCUGGGCAGGUGGGGGCCCCCACUUCCCCACGUGAGUGCUCAGAAGGGGGCUGUGCUCCCUGCCGUGUGCUGACGCCAAUUCAGAGCCGGGUGGGUGAGUGAAGGGGAGGGGCCCACGGGAGGCGCGAGCAGGAAGGCGCCCGGGCCUCAGCACCUCUGCCAGGGCGCACCCGAAAGCCCACACGCCCCCUUCUCACCCGUGCUUCCCCGGCCCCCACCCCCACUCCCAGCCCCGGCUAAGACCAGACUCACAGCUCCCAGGAGGAAGUGCGGGCGGAUCGAGCCCACGCAGCUGUUUACAGGGACCUAAGGAAGGAAACGAGACCCUGCACGAGGGUGAAUGCUGAGACCACGUCCCAUUGUCCCGCCUUCACCGCCACUGGCUUCCUUCUCCCCCGCCCGAUUCCUGAGCUCUUGUCACCUUGUGGCUUCUAUGCAAUGUAAACGGAAAAUGUUCAACGCGAUCAUUUCAUUUCAAACUUUUCAGCAGAAAAAUAAAACUUUUUUUGAGAAUAA
Molecule: messenger RNA, 4840 nt
Organism: Pteropus alecto (black flying fox)
Lineage: Eukaryota; Metazoa; Chordata; Mammalia; Chiroptera; Pteropodidae
Gene: CCDC40
Product: coiled-coil domain containing 40
Exons: 21
Coding region: 605-4072 (1155 amino acids)
Biological process (GO): axoneme assembly; heart looping; epithelial cilium movement involved in determination of left/right asymmetry
Cellular component (GO): cilium; cytoplasm
Source: RefSeq, a predicted model, not a curated record